Messenger RNA from Cicer arietinum (chickpea), 1465 nucleotides. Its product is annotated as histone deacetylase 8. NCBI's taxonomy places the organism in Eukaryota, Viridiplantae, Streptophyta, Magnoliopsida, Fabales, Fabaceae. The record is from RefSeq and is a predicted model, not a curated record. Gene Ontology annotation, molecular function: histone deacetylase activity. Gene Ontology annotation, biological process: epigenetic regulation of gene expression.
UUGCUUCAAGUUUUUUUCUACUCACAUGAAAAGAAAACCAACCUCGUACCCUUCAAAAUUCAGGCCCGUUGGGCUUAAACAAGCUGGCUCAUCGAAGUAAAACCUGCGACCAACGAAGCCUGUCACGUUCAUUCUCAUGGCUACAGACACAAAUGCAUCGGAAUCUUCCACAGUGAACCGUAUUGACGUUUUCUGGCAUGAAGGAAUGCUCAAUCAUGAUACCGGUAAUGGAGUUUUUGACACAGGAAUAGACCCUGGUUUCUUGGACGUGUUAGAGAAACACCCUGAAAACUCAGACAGGGUCAGGAACAUGGUUUCUAUCCUUAAAAAAGGUCCUAUUUCUCCUUAUGUUUCUUGGAACCUUGGUAGACAUGCCCUUAUUUCUGAGCUCCUUUCUUUUCACACUCCUGAGUACAUAAAUGAGUUGGUAGAAGCUGAUAAAGAAGGUGGAAAGACGCUAUGUACCGGAACAUUCUUGAACCCGGGUUCAUGGGAUGCUGCACUUCUUGCUGCCGGGACUACACUAUCUUCCAUGAAGCAUUUACUUGACGGACAUGGAAAAGUUGCGUAUGCUUUGGUUAGGCCACCUGGUCACCAUGCUCAGCCUUCUCAGGCCGAUGGAUACUGUUUCCUUAACAAUGCCGGUUUAGCAGUACAGUUAGCUUUAGAUUCUGGUUGUAAAAAAGUUGCAGUUAUAGAUAUUGAUGUUCAUUAUGGAAAUGGCACAGCAGAGGGAUUUUAUUCAUCCAAUAAAGUUUUUACCAUCUCUCUUCAUAUGAACCAUGGAUCGUGGGGUCCGUCUCAUCCGCAGAGUGGUUCGAUUGAUGAGCUAGGUGAUGGAGAAGGUUAUGGAUAUAACUUAAACAUACCUCUACCAAAUGGAACUGGAGACAAAGGAUAUAUGUAUGCUUUCAAUGAAUUAGUUGUUCCAUCAAUUCAUAAAUUUGAGCCUGAUAUGAUUGUCUUGGUUAUAGGACAAGACUCUAGUGCAUUUGAUCCAAAUGGAAGGCAAUGCUUAACAAUGGAAGGCUAUAGAGAAAUCGGGCGGAUAGUUCACAGUCUUGCGAAAAAGCACAGCGACGGACGCGUUCUAAUUGUGCAGGAAGGUGGAUAUCACGUAACAUAUUCGGCAUAUUGUUUACAUGCAGUACUUGAGGGUGUUCUCAACCUACCAUUGCAUCUACUACAAGAUCCUGUUGCCUAUUAUCCAGAGGAUGAUACAUUUCCUGUCAAAGUUAUAGAUGCCAUUAAAAAUUAUGUAAAAGAUAAAAUGCCCUUCUGGAAAACAGCUUAACUUUUGAGAUGUAUAUGCUUUCUACAAAACCUUAUGUCAUGUUUGAACCUUUGAUAGUCAUAGGAAAUAGGGGAGAAUACAUUCACCUCUUGUAAAAUAUGUGUAAGUAGCACACACCUCUUUUAUUUAUAUGAACGCUAAGCUUUUGUUUGUUGGGAAAAUUGCACUUUA